GUGCCUUCGAUCUCGAAAUGUUUUCCUGUAUACAGCAGUGACAUCUCUUCCAGUACCGUCUCGCACGCCCUCUGACAGAGGCCGAUUUCUCCGUCUUCGACAAAUAUGCUCGUCGUAUUCGUUACGUCGACUUCUCCAACUCAAGUCAGCUUCUGGCCAGAGGAUGUGAGCUAUUCCCAUAUAUCAAGGCUUUUCGGGAUCCCAUUCUUCCUUGCCUCGUCGACUUUCGUUGGGAAGUGGCCGUCGCAAAUGGUUCCAUAGGAGCCUUUCAUCUUCUAUCUCGGACAGCCUGCUUGCCUAGCAAUGAGCUUUCGCUGCUGAUGUGGUCCGAAAUCGAGCACCCGCCAGAUGAGGAGAUAUCCACUGCUCUUGUCCAAUGCAUCGAUCUAUUCAAUGAUCCCGCUUGUCCAUGGAUGCCCGAUGUGAAGAGGCUCACAUUACGCACGCUGGGGUAUCUUCCCGCAGUUGGAACUGCUGUCCAGGGCUUGAGUAAUCUGGAACACUUUUCGUGUGACCUCUGCAUGGAUAGACAGCUGCUGAACAAACUGGCCAUUCUUCCUCGAUUGAAGUCGAUCGACUUGCGCUGGCUUUUAUCUGAUGUCGCUCGAAGCCUGAUUCCAAGCCGGCCAAGCUUCGCCGCAAUCGAAUCUUUCCGGCUUUUGGGUGCUAUCGAUUCGAUCUCAGCCACUCUUCCCUUGAUUACCUCGAUUGAGUUGACCACUGUUCGCCUCGGCAUCAAAGGACUGGAGCUGAACGGGUUGGACUCGUCCUUGAUUACUCUUUUGGUUCCUCCCUCGGUGCCGGCGCGAGCUUUGUCGCUGCGGCACUUCCAUCUGGUGGGGCCAUCCUUCCGGCACCUGGUGGCAUCCUUACCAAACCAUUUGGCUCUGGGCGACUUCGCGCCUCUGUGUUCGUGCCACGCACUGGAAACGUUCUGGAUCGAUAUGAGCCUCAACGAAGUCGUCUGUACCGAUGUCGACGUCCAUGCUAUGGCCGAAGCAUGGCCGAAGCUCAUUCGACUCUCGAUCAACGGCCCGCUUCGUGCCAUGGUCAACCGAAGUCCUCCACGAGCUCGCUUAUACACGCUUUGGUCAUUGGCGAUUCAUUGUCCUCGCCUGAGCGAUCUUAGCAUCGAGAUUGACGCUCGGGUGACAGACCCGUUCUAUGCUACUUCAACGUCAGUUGUUAAGGGCUCUGAAAUGGAGCAAGUGUCAUUCCACUUCUCUCCUUGCGGAGAACCAGAGAUGGUUGCCGCAUUUCUUCGCGUGGCAUUUCCUGGGCUCUCCCUAUCUGCAUUCAGCGCCCAUUCGAAUUUGAACAACCCGGAGGAUCAAGCGAGAUGGGUCGAUGUUGGAAGGAUGCUCGAGUGAAUGUAUCGUGUCGUAUCUAGAUUUCCUGAAGA
Mycena citricolor is the source of this 1402-nucleotide messenger RNA. Lineage: Eukaryota; Fungi; Basidiomycota; Agaricomycetes; Agaricales; Mycenaceae. The record is from the annotation of a GenBank genome assembly.